Molecule: messenger RNA, 8626 nt
Organism: Osmia lignaria (orchard mason bee)
Lineage: Eukaryota; Metazoa; Arthropoda; Insecta; Hymenoptera; Megachilidae
Source: RefSeq, a predicted model, not a curated record
CAUAAUGAACAAUAAUAGUGUGGAACAGCCGGAUCCUGACAACAUAAAAAUGUUCGUGGGUCAGGUGCCACAUGACAUGGACGAGAACGACCUAAGGAAACUUUUCGAAGAGUUCGGCCGUGUACAUCAGAUAAACAUCUUGCGGGACAAGAUCACCGGAAGUCAUAGAGGAUGCUGUUUCGUUACGUUUUACACGAGAAAGGCAGCCCUGGAUGCACAGAAUGCUCUGCACAACGUGAAAACCUUCAGCGGGAUGCGGCAUCCGAUUCAGAUGAAACCGGCGGACAGCGAAAACAGAAACGAACGUAAAUUGUUCGUUGGUAUGCUGUCGAAGAAGUUCACUGAAAAUGACGUUAGGAACAUGUUUAGUGUCUAUGGAACCAUCGAAGAAUGUUCGGUGCUCAGAGAUAGCACCGGAAAAAGUAAAGCCUGUGCCUUCGUUACCUUCGCUAGUAAACAGUACGCCAUCAACGCCAUUAAAGCUCUUCAUCAUUCGCAAACGAUGGAGGGAUGCUCAUCACCGUUGGUAGUGAAAUUUGCAGACACGCAAAAGGAAAAGGACCAGAAGAGGAUGCAACAGCUUCAGACGAAUCUUUGGAAUAUAGCAGGAGUCAACAUGGCGCCGCAUUACCUGACCAACGAUACACCUACCCUGGCGCCCGCGUCGUUACAGCUACUGCAACAACUUCAGGCGACGACGAGUGCAGCAACUCCGGUUGCAGCUAGUGCAGGCGCUAACGCUCUGUCGAGUGUGCAGCAUCAGUUGUUGCUACAACAGCACCUCGGUUUAGGCGCCGCAACCCCUGCGCACGCCGCCGCUCCUGCUCUGCCCAGUCCUCCUGAAAUCAACCCUGCGAAUCUUCAGGGCUUGGCGACGCUCGCGUCGUUGAGCAACACCGCCGGUGAGUAUGCGAACACAGGAGUGUCACCCAUGAGUAUGCAGAACCUAGUCACCCUGGCUGCGAUGACUGGCGGAAAUGGUAACCUUCAAGUGUCGCCAAACACGUUAAGCGGACUGGCGAAUUCGACAGCAGGUAUGUCGCUAUCUGUCCUUCUUGGAAAGACCGGAAAUACAGGGUCCACUGGAGGUAGCCUCAGUCCUGUGACGUCCCUCGCGCUCAAUUCUCUAACGGGAACACCUUUGAACGGAUUGCAGGACUCGUUGAGCAACGCUUACUCCAGCUUACAACAGUAUGCAGGGUUCCCAGCGUUCACAGCGGCAGCAGCUGCGGCUGCGGCGGCAGCGCAAAAGGCAAAAUUCACCAACACGGACAAGCAGAUUGAGGGUCCCGAGGGCUGCAACCUGUUUAUCUAUCAUCUACCACAGGAGUUCAACGAUACUGACCUUGUCACAACGUUUCUGCCAUUUGGGAACGUCAUUUCCGCCAAAGUCUUCAUCGAUAAACAGACGCAAUUGAGCAAAUGCUUCGGCUUCGUGUCGUAUGACAAUGCAGCGAGCGCGCAAGCAGCGAUCCAGGCGAUGAACGGCUUCCAGAUCGGCAUGAAGCGGCUUAAGGUCCAGCUGAAACGAUCCAAGGAUGCGUCGAAACCCUACUAGCCGACCUCGCCCACCUUUCGUAGUUAACACGAACUUCAUCGAUUACAUUAUGCACUGUCUUACCGUCAGGUGGGAAUGAAACCACAACGAUCUACCUCACUAAUUUAUUUUAUUAUAAUUAUACCACCAUUUUCGCGAACUGGUCCCUCGUUUUUAUUGUACAGGGCACAGAACUUGAAACGUUCUAUCGUGAUAGUAAUAUCUCUUAAAGUUUGAUGGUUAAUUUACGCUAUGACGCUUUAUUAGUUGUUAGUACUAACAUCGCCAUGUGUUCUUUUUUUUCUGGGAUGUCGCCGACCGUCGGGCAUCACCAUUCUCGAAUGUGUUUCAUCGAUUAGCUUUUUCAUAAGACGUUUAAGAGUCUCCUGUUAUUUAUUAAGUGUACUAAUUAAUUUGGUGCCUUUUAUCAAUGAUGAUUUCAAAUUUAAAUAUUCUACCGCGCUUUUAGGUAUUAAAUAUCUACUAUCGAUAAAUAAAGCAAAGAUAUAUAUGUGCUAUUUUGUAUAAAUAAAUCUUCAAUUUCUUUUUUCACUACAUUAAUCUGUACACUUAGUAUUUAUUGUUAAACAAAAAAAUAUCGAUGAAUCACAGUGGUGUGGGAGGAGCAACAAGAAUCACCGAAACUUAUCAGUAUUUUCUAGUCUUUAGAAUUUAAAUGUUGACAAAAUCAAAUAGAUUCUUGUCGUUUCUUUCUGAAAGCGACGUAUCGGCAAACUACCUGUGCACACGUCGCACGGUGACUUCAUUGCACAGUAUUCUGUAUCUUUGUUAAAAUCCUAUCCUCCCGUAACUUCCUGACAUUUUUAUUAUAUAAUAUUACCAAAAUCGUGAAAACAGUGCCGUUGUGAGUUUAUAAAAUGGUCACCGUGCCCGUUUGCCCGGGGAUCCUAUAUAUCUGGUGUGUGGUGGUGACUAACCUGUCCGUGUGUUUGUUUGUGUGCCAGCAGGUGGCCUGUGACGUUGUGACCGUGUUCUCGAUCGGAGUCGCCGUGCCAUGUCAGUCUCAGUCAGUUGAAUUGAUCAAUCGUUCAAUCGAUCGAUCAGUCGAUCAAGUCCAUCUGUCGAUCAGUCACGACUCCUUUGGUCAGCCUCUUGAUCAGUCAUUCUAUGUCUGUCGGUGCCUGUACACAUCUGCCCGCUCUCGCUCCUCUCGCAAGAAGCGGACGCCUACUCUGCUCCCAACACGUAAUACCUUCUUUUUCCUACACCACCAUCCAGCAGAACAAAAAACUCCUCGAACGAAUCCAUCCACCUACGAGCUACCUCCACGUUUUAUUUCAUGUACCGGUUGCCACUGCGCUUGGUCUGUUCCAUUUAACCGGGAUAGAUGGCACUGAUUGUCGAUCGUGGACGUCAUUGCGCCACCAAUUGUGACCCGCUGCUCUGUGUAAUAAAACAAUAGAGAAGAAUCCCUUUGAUGAACGUCGGGCAGCUUACCCAGGACCAAGUCAGUGAGAAAUUAAUCGAAGUGCACGAAACGGAAUGAGGGAUCGUCGUGGGAAAAGUAAUGCUUGAUCUCGCGUUGUCGCGGGCAUCGUUCAAAAUCGGAUGUAAAGAGUAGCGAAGCGGAAGCAUCGUGGGUCAACCACUGUGUUUUGUAUGUGCGCAUGCGUGCGUACUUGUAUACCUGCAUAUAGGGUGCUUCACGUAUCUGGGCCAAGUCAUAACUCGGAGAUAGUAGAAGGUGGAAAAGUAUUUCGUUAAACGAAAUUAAAUGGUUUUAAAAAUGUGAAUAAAAUUCUUUUCCUUCUAUGGUUUUAUAAGUGUAGCUUAGCUCGGAUGUAUGAAACACCUUAUAUAGUAUCUGCAAACGUACACAUGCCCAUAUUAAUUGUGUAUGUGUAUGUACGAAAAUGUGCGUAUGCACGCGAGCGAUGCGAUCUAAAGCUGAUGAAUUUAAAAAUAGUUCGUAAUGCCAAUCUACCACUGUUAGUCUGCUGUGCAACUAAUACGAAUAAAGAGAUAAAGAGAACAAAUAUCAGCUUUAGAUCGCAACGAAUUCUCCGUGGACCUCUAGUGUAAGAAAUGUUUGCGUACAAUCACUAACUAGCCGUUAAAAAUGGACAAUUGUAUGCUCGUUUUGUGAAACGGAACGGUGUGUACCUUGUAUUAUAUUGAGAACACUGUUUUGAUUACCGACUGAGAAGCGAUUUUAUCGGCUCACUUUCAGGAUCGCUGUCAGCGUCGCGAAACGCCUGUUCAUAUGUAGAUAAAAGACGCAUUAAUGAUGUGCCGAUUAAAUAAUAGAGAAUGCGUAGGGAAACAAUGAGAUAACCAAGCGAAAAAACACUGCUAAAUCGAAACGUGUUAAGGAACACGGUAAGUCGGUCAAGUCCGAUGCACCUUGUAAAGAUAAUGGUGUAAAAAUUACCAAAAAAAAGAACCAAAAACAAACAAAAAAAAAGACACAACUGAAGCAAGAAAACAAAAGAAGAGUAGAGAAAAUGAUACAUAAAUAGCAUUUUUUAAUGACUUUGUGAUAACAUUGUACCGUACAUAGGUUUUGGACUAGGGUCGCUUUUUAAAGUGUGUAUGAUAAAGUAAGCGUGGCAUAAGAAACUUAACGAUGGAGAAAUCCAAACUUGAAAAAACAAAAUUUUUCAUCAGUGUCACUUCACUAGCGUGCACGCGAUCGUUCUUUUGCUUUUCUUUAUUUUUCUCAUCUGUACCAAAAGGGUAUUUACGAUUCACGCGUCUUAUAUGAUCUCUAUUAUGUUCGAACCUAAACGAAUGUACAGAAAACAAAAAGUGGUACAUUGUACUCUUUGUUCAUGAUAAGAGAAGAAACUGGAAAAAUUUAAGGAAAAUAUUUCGAUCGCCAGAAAAAUGGCGAGCGCUUAAUUGUCACGAAUUAAUCUUGAGUCAGUAACAAAUUCUGUUGCGCUGUAUCCGACGAAUACAACGAUUUUACGAAAAUGUGUGAGAAAAUAUAUUAACAUGUUUGUACUUCAUUAACAUUGUUCUUUGUCUGUGUAGCGUUUAAGUUUUUAUCAGCUAGCUAGAAACAAGAUCCUCUAAGAAGAUUUCAUGUUUUUAGUGUAUUGGAUGGCUAUCAGUCGCCGUUACUGAUGCAAGAUUAACUCACCAAUAGUGCUGGAGGUACUUAAGUUCAAUGUAAACAUAACUUAAAAGAGGUGUAAGUACCUAAAGGAAAGGAAAAAUAUGGAGAGCCCAGAAGUGAUUGCUGGUAAUUUUGAAAAAUAUGUUCAAUCCAGUCUCUACAUGUUCCUUACAUUUUUAUCAUUGCCAGUGUAUAUCAGAUGUUCAAGUAUCUUGAUAUAUGUACAGUACGACGCACCACAGGCUUUCCUAGGAGAAUAAGGCUUUGCGCCAUUUUUCCUAGGGAAUCCUACCUGCUUGGUACUGUGCAUUAUUUAUAAAGAAAUGGCUGAAAAUCGGCCAAACGAUAAUAGCACACUCUUCUAACAGAAGGGUACAGCUUACUAAGAUGAAGAAGAAGAAAACUAAGUAAAAGAAUCCAAAGAGUAUUUCAGUUUUGUGAUUGAACUGUAUUAAGAAGACAAAUUUCUUUACGAAAUAUAAUCAAGUUAUUUUUUUAUACCGGUACAGCUUGUUCAAAAGGGAAGCAGGAGGAACGGCUGUUAUCAACAUACAAGAUUGGGUUGAAAAAGAUGUAUUUCUUGCAGAAAAUUUGUCUUGGUGAUGCAGUUAAACAAUAAUUCUUGAUCAUCGAACGCGAAAACAGCUGGAGUGUAUUAGAUGUUCACGGCUGGCUCUCUUUCUAAUCACUGAUUUCCCUCCUUUCAUCGACUCUCCCUUUUCACCUUCGUUAUCAAAGGGUUCGUUGCAAUUUCAAUUAAUAGUCAUAUAGCCUGUUUCAUUAAAUCCCCUGGAAGCCUGCAGAUGCAUUGAAAACUAACAGAAUAUUAUUUACAAGCACGCGUCAAACCAAAUGAACGGGGCAACGGACGCUUAUAUAAUAUUUUACGGGUUUAUGUAGAAAAUGGGUGAAUUAUACAGGAUGGUCCAUAACAUAUGGAGCAGACAAAUGAUUUUCUAUCAAUGAUCAUUCUUUUCGAAUUACUGAAAUUAGUUGACUUUCAAAUUUUAUGGUUAUCUGGUUUUUUAAUGGGGAAGUUGAUUUGGGCAUUUUAGUAAAUUUUAAAAGUUACACUAUAGCUUUGACCCAUGAAUAAUAAACAUUAAAAUUUCUUACUUUAAAAAAGUACAAAAAAUACCUUUAUUGUCGAUUGAAGCGGUAGUCGAAUAUAGAGUCACUUUGACCCAUAACGAUGUUAUUAUAAUUGUGUAUAAAAUUGAAAAUAUAUUUAAGUAUAACAAAGUAUAUAUACACAUUGCAAAGAGUACACACUGGGUCAAAAUGAUCCUACAUUCCGUCUAACAAUAAGAUGGAUCAUCCUGUAAUAAUGAAGCUGCGUCCAGCUCCGUGCCAAUUACCAAAGACGUCUCUUUAAUUAAUCGAUGUACUUACGCAUCAUUUACGGCUAAUGAUUCUCUGAAACACACGUUCAGCCGUUAAUCAAUGAUUAACAUCUCGUGCGAGAAUGUAACACACGUAACACGUUCUUAAGUCUUUUCGUUUGUUUACAUGUGAAUACAAAUGGAGCCUAGUCAGAAGUAACAUUUACGAAUUAAUAUUAUCAACAUUUUAUAAUGUUCGUGUCAUCUUUUCAACUGCAUCCUCUUCAGCAUCUGCGUAUAAUUUCAUUGUUAAAAAAAAAGUGCUGCUAUUUUUGCACCGUCAUUAUGUUAUGAUUAUUAUUUACGCUAUUAUCCCACUUUACCAAUUUACUAUCGUUACCCUUAUUAUUAUUAUUAUUACAAUUUAUUCGCUAUAGAUGUUGAUAGAUUAUUAAUAUUAUAUGACGUAAUUAUUAUUAGAUAUGAUUCUUGGUGGUAUAUUGUAAAACUAUAUUAUUAUUAUUAUUAUUAUUAUUUUUAUAUUUACUAUUAUUAUUAUUCGCACUUUGUAAAAAUGGUGUUAACGAUUAUUCGUAUUUUGCUUUUGUUGAUUAUCAUUGUGAAGCUAAGCGAUUGAUGAUUUUCAAUCGCAGUGCAAUAUCAAAUUUUUUCUGUCGAUUUUUACCAAACUCCAAAGUUCGAACAGACAAAUGGAUCACUUGUUAAUGUACUUAAAAUGAUUAUUUUUACAAUUUUAUAGUUGUAUAUUAUGAUAUACAAGUGGCGACACUGAUUAUAUUGUAUUUUAAAAUUUUCAAUCAGAGUUGAAGUAUAGUCGGUGGAAUAAAUACAGCGCGAUCUUGAGCCAACCUUCUUGUACAAAUUUCCAAAUUUUAUUUUUAUGUACAAGAUUCAUAUAUAAACUUUGCUAUAGUUACAAUGAAGAGCCAAAGCCAAACUAUACGAAUUAUACUGUUCUCUCAGAAAAUUAAUAUUCGAGUACUAAAAACUCAAUCUUUACAUAUUACAAUUAUUUCAGUUUAAAAAACAAUAUAUUAACUUCAUUAUAUCCAGUUUGUUGGUUAUGAUACUUUAUUUUUGCUCUUCACUGUAAGUGUAUAGUUGAGUUCGAAGAUAUAGUGGGCUCGAAAUAAUCAUCGGUCCUAUUGUUAUUUUAACAUUGAUCAAUUUAUACACUGACUAUACAUCAGAUACAUACACGAUUCGUAUGGAUAAUUUAACUGACGUUAAAUACAAUUAGAUAUGUAUGUUUAUUGAAUGAAACAGGAUGAUCCUAUUCGUCAUAUACCAUCGCUGUAAUUACCAUUGCUAUUGUUAUUGUUCAUUUAUCGCUAGUUUAUAUAACUCCUUAUUUUUUUUUGUUUUAAACACUUUACGGAUACACACACCCACAUAUAUAUAUAUAUAUAUUGUUCUUGCAAUGUUAGCAAAUUUAGAGUAUUUUAUUUUGCUGUUUAUUUUUUCUCUCGUAAAUCUUGUUUUUUGUUUUUUCUCUAUUAUUAUUAUUAUUAUGUUUUUUUUUCUUAAUUUUAGAUUUGUGCGCCCACCGCGUUCGUUUUCCUUGGUGCUUUUCAAUGUGUGAUCAUUUGAAACGCAACACGCUAGUAUGUGUUACGAACCAAUCAAAAGACGAUCAUUUCUCAUUUUCAGUCAUUUAAUCAUUGAUAAAAUUGACCGUUUGUAAAAUGCCAAGCAGCAAUAUUUUUAUAUUUACAAUUCUGUCAAUUAUUAUACGAUAUUUAAUAUUCUAAGUCAAUCAAUUUGUUCAACAGUAUAAUAUUAAAAGUGCAUUAAGGUGGGGUCAAUUAAGUCCACUGAACCGAGAUAACGGCAAAAUCGCGCUACAUGGCAUUCAAACGGGUAAAAACUAAUUAUUCUUUAAUUUCUAUAAACUAUAAAAAAUAAAACUUAUUUUAGGUUUAUAAAUUGUUCCAACAGUCACUUCACAAUUUUAUUAAAAAAGAGAUCGUCGUUCGAAAACUCUAUCACAAUGAAAUAGAUUUCGUGUUACGUAGAGAAUCGACCAAUCACGAAAACGAUCGUGAAAUAAAAUCAAAAAAAUAAACCAAAUUCCAUCACCAAAACGCAAAUUAAUUCGUGCGCAUUGUAGAAACUUUAUACGCGCGUGUAUCUUGUGUACGUAUGUCUUAUGUGUGUUUACAAUCGACUAUAUACAGAUAUGUACAUAUGUAUAUGUACACACGUAUAUCAUGUCUUGGGCAUUACGUGUGUGUUUCUUUGCGUAUAGAGGCGAAUGUAUAGUUGGUAGAAACAAUAUAGUAUUACCAUAUAUCAAGCUCAGAAAUAUUCACCUGCUUGUAUAAUUGAAUUACUAUCAAGAUUCUUCACAUUCACUAUAUUGUUUCCACCAACUGUACAUAAGUUCAAUGUAUAGUUACGUGCGCUACCGUUUUUCAACGUGAUCAUCCGCGUUUCCCAUCGUUGUGUUUGAAAUGCCCGCGUUGAAAAUUUAUUUUUCUUUUUUUUUUGUUCUAUUUCUCUUUUUUUUUGCUGUAUUUUAGUGCACUAGUUUUGUCGAUGAUGCUACGCUAGAAUCGUCAAGUUCUCAGAUUUUCUUUUUUCCGUUUCCUUGUCGUAUUUACCACGAUCAGCAUGUGGCGUAUGUUGAUGUAACAAUACAUUGUAUUUAUUUUGUUGGUUUAA